GAUAUUCUGUGGAAACCAUGUUUGGUGGUGUGGCAGUUUGAUAUCGAUAUAACUAUAUCUUUAUAUUUACUUCUACUUGUACUUUUCCUGUGUUUUCCGUUGUUAUCUUUUUCUCUCAAGCUCGCUGGAAGUAUCCUCCUGUAUCUCGCUCUAUCAUUUCUUUACCACCUCCUAGUUUAUCUGAUCUGGAAGAAAUGAAUGUUCCCUCGUGCCACCCGUGGCUCUCCAAAUGCCUAAUAAUACCCCCAAAAUACAUACAAGCAUCAGUCAUUAUCUCGAUUGGUGGUAUACUAUUUGGUCUUGACACAGGCACCAUCGGUCCUUUGACAGUGAUGCCUCAAUUCUAUGAAACUUUUGGUACACUCUCAUCAACCGUCGUACGUAUAUUCUUCCCCCUUCAUUUCCUCGCUUAUCCCAUUCAACUAAAUCUAACACGAUUCUUCCUCCCAGCACGGUCUCGUUGUUUCCACAAUCCUUAUACCUGCAGCAUUCUCCUCGAUUUUUACCGGCCACUUAGCCAAUGCCCUCGGUCGCUUAGCAGCUACUGCAAUUGGCUCCUUCAUCUUUGGUAUUGGUGCAGCCAUUGAAUGUUCAUCUUUUCACCUCCCUCAACUUUUUGUUGGUCGUGCCAUCAAAGGACUUGGCGAGGGAUUUUUCCUAAGCACAUUAACUGUUUAUAUCACCGAGAUAUCACCUCCUUCCCGAAGAGGUACUUUAGCUAGUCUUCCGCAGCUUGCUACCACUUUAGGAUGCCUUGUAGGCUAUUUUAUGUGUUAUGGGUCUGUGGAUAUAGGAUCAAGCUUGAGUUGGAGAUUACCGUUUGCGGUACAAGCAGUUAUCGCAUUCUUGUUCACAGCUAGCACUCUGUUAUUCCUACCGCAAAGUCCAAGAUGGUUAGCAGCAAGGGGAAAGUUUGAGGAAGCGGAGCGAGUAUGGUUGCAUCUCGCGGUGCCUGAAAAGGAGAGAGAAGGGGUGAAACAGGAGGUAGAUGAUAAUGAGAAAGCGGAUCAGGAAGUUAAAACGAAAGAUCUAUUUGCAAUUUUCGCACCCGAUGCGUGGAAGAGGACAGUUUUGGGUUUAUUCUUAAUGGCAAUGCAGCAGGCGGCUGGAAUUGAUGGUGUUUUAUAUGUACGUGUCUUCAAUAUUUCCCAUCCCUUCCACAUUUCAUAAAAGCGAAAGGAUGAAAAUUAACAAAACCAGUACGCACCUCUGCUCUUCCAAGCUGCUGGUUUAACGUCAUCAGCUGCCUCAUUUCUCGCCUCGGGAAUUUCCGCCCUCCUAAUCUUCCUCACUACCAUUCCAACCUUUAUCCUCGCCGAUAAAUGGGGUCGCAGAACUAGCACCAUAGUUGGUGGCGUCGGACAAGUCAUCGUAAUGUUCAUCAUCGCCUCCCUCUACGCUUCGGAUUCCGUUCAUUCCUCUUACGGCGCUGGUCGCUGGGUCGUUAUCAUCUGCAUCUAUCUUUUUGCGAUUAUAUUUGCUGCAACAUGGGCUGUGACAUUCAAAGUAUACGUUUCUGAGAUUCAAAGCGCUAAAACGAGGGCUGGAGCAACAAGCCUAAGCUUGAGUGCUAAUUGGGUGGUUAACUGGAUAAUAGCGUUCACGACGCCUAUAUUCCUGGCGAAGAGUGCGAGUGGAUGUUAUUGGUUGUGGGGAAGCGCGGCCUUAGUGACAGUUAUUGUGGCAAUGAUCUUUAUGCCGGAAACGAAGGGAAAGAGUUUGGAGGAGAUUGAUGCUAGUUUUAGGAGAGGGGAUAUUAAGGCCACUGUUAGUGAAGGUGGGGUUGUGGAGUUAGGGUCAGUGGAUGGGUUGGGAGAUCAGGAUGAGGGUCCUUCUGAAAGGGACGACAAACACAAUAUGAAAGUUACUUCGAGGGUUGUGGUCGCCACCGCUGCUUCGAGUUCUUUUGUGUAACUGUCGUAAUUCGGAUGAGGUGACAUUCAAUGGAUUUUGAGCAGAGGGUUUUAUGAAAGGCCCUUCCCGUACAUAUAUGAGAUUGAGCAUAACGUUCAUGAUUAAUAACCACAUAGAAUGGCGAGUAAAAGUUAGACCUAAUAUUGUAAGGGUAGAGCUAGUGUAAAUUGCAAGCUGCAAAUUAAA
Messenger RNA from Sclerotinia trifoliorum, 2100 nucleotides. The record is from the annotation of a GenBank genome assembly. NCBI's taxonomy places the organism in Eukaryota, Fungi, Ascomycota, Leotiomycetes, Helotiales, Sclerotiniaceae.